Messenger RNA from Histoplasma mississippiense, 840 nucleotides. RefSeq lists its product as hypothetical. The transcript has a single exon. The record is from RefSeq and is a predicted model, not a curated record. Lineage: Eukaryota; Fungi; Ascomycota; Eurotiomycetes; Onygenales; Ajellomycetaceae. The coding region runs from base 1 to 840 and encodes 279 amino acids.
AUGCUUCCAAAGGCUCCUGAAUCGGAAUUGGGACAAGACGACAAUCCCCUAGUGGAAGCAUUGUAUAACUACCAACUUCUUCACGUGGAGGCGUACGUUGUUCACGUUGACAUGAUUUCCCAGAACGAAGUCGCCUUCAAACUCACUCCAGAGACUAUUGAAUCGCUAGUUGAAUAUCAUAAGGACAUCUACUCCGUGGACACUGCGGCCAACACCUGGAACUGGUCGGAGAAAGAGAUACAGCUUAAGAAAUUACAGGAGGAAUUCGUUCAGGCCGCCAACAGAUUCGUAUAUCGCACAUCUGCGACUGCGCUCGAGGGGAUGGAGGAGGAUGGUGCUGGUGAACUACUCUGUGGUCGAAGCGAUGAGGCCAAGGCGGCCAUUCUUGGAUUGUUUCUGCCACUGCUACCUCCUCCACCCCGCAUUGUUGAUGUGGUGAGGCCUACUCCACUCCUUCCCAGCUCGACCGGGCCUGAUAACUGGUGGCACAGUCCAAUCCAUCAACCUCACACCGAACAGGUUGAUUCAUGGAAAGUUGUCCCGUCCAGCCCUAGCACGACUUCCUCGAGCGAUUCGCACCAGAGCCUUUGGGCUGCCAGCCUUGCGCUCAAUGAGAUUCAAGUUUUGUCGCCAGCUCCGUCGCACAGCCAACCGUACUCCACCGCGGCUUACAGUGAGCCUCAGUACUUCAGCGCUCCAGUGACCACAGCAUCAAUUCAGCAGUUCUUGCUACCCAGUAUGCUUGCGCAGCAACAAUGUAGCACUGCGGCGAGUAUUAGCGGUUUUGGUUGGGGUGAGCGCUACCAGGACUUUGCCCUUCCCUAUGGAACUACAAUGUAG